AUGGUAAUUUUCUGUAAACCGAGAGCACACAUUGUCCACAAGAAGCUUCCUGCUGGUCAAGGGAGAUAUCAGGUCAGGAUGGUUCCAUAUCAGGAUGCUGAGUUCUCCCAGCCCUUCACUGGAAGUGUGAAUGUAGAGCUCAACCAGCAGAUGUUUCUGGAAAUUCGUGUAGAGGGGGUUGACAGCCGUCAGUUUGCCACAGUGAUUGACACAUGUUGGGCGACACCUGAGAAUGAUCCUCAUCACUCUGUCCGCUGGGACCUCAUCAGCGGAGAGUGUCCCAGUCCAAAUGAUGACACAGUGGAGCUGCUGCAGAAUGGAGUCUCCACAUCCAGCCGUUUCUCCUUCAGUAUGUUUGUCUUCACUGCAAACUCCACUAAGGUUUAUGUGCACUGUACUGUUCACAUUUGCCUUCUGAUGGGAAACCACUGCUCAACUCACUGUGACUCUGGAUACCACUGGAGAGAGGGCAGGUCUGCGGAAUUCCAUGACAGUGCUUCCAUUUCCAUGGGUCCCCUGAUGUCGUCUGAAAGGAACCAAGGUAUUUGGGCCCCAGAACAGCAGAACAUAUCCACGGCUUAAGUGUCUGUGCGGUUCUUUGAUUAUAUUAUUUGUUUCUCUGCUAAGUGUUUUGAUCUUUUUGUUUAAUAUUUCACUGAUUGAAAUAUUUCUGCAAAGAAUACUCAUUGUUUUAUAUACAUCUCAUCUCUUUCAAAAUGAAUGUCUUACUGAUGCCACACUCCUACAAGCUGGGUUUCUCAUUGUUAAUUAUGC
Messenger RNA from Sinocyclocheilus grahami, 774 nucleotides. Its product is annotated as uromodulin-like. The transcript has 5 exons. Bases 1 to 582 code for a protein of 193 amino acids. NCBI's taxonomy places the organism in Eukaryota, Metazoa, Chordata, Actinopteri, Cypriniformes, Cyprinidae. The record is from RefSeq and is a predicted model, not a curated record.